CCCCCACGUUCGCGCAUUCAUGUCCUCAUAUACUACCUAAAGGAAGAGGAGGAGGGUCAUUAGAUCAAACAGCUUCUUCUUCUUCUUCUUCUUCUUGGUGGCCGGCCAUGGGCAGAAGCCGCAUAAGGCUCUCGUGCUGCUGCAGGAGCAGGGCCGCAGCUCCUAUCCGACUCGGAUCUCCACAGCAGAAGCCGAAACCGAAGCCGAAGCCGAAGCUCAAGUUCGUCGCCGAUCGCGGGGCUUCGGUCGCGGAAGCAGCAGGCGGCGACGAAGCGAAGAAAGUGGCCGUGACGGGAAGGAAGAUCGUGGUCGCCGUGGACUCGGGACCGGAAGCGAAGGCUGCUCUCCAAUGGGCUUUGUCUCAUUCCCUCCACGACAACGAUUCCUUGGUUCUCGUGAGCGUUGUGAAGCCACGCCGGCGUCGUAAGUUGCCGUCGCUUGGCUUCGCUACUUCGAUCGAUGUCUUGUUCACCAGUUCUGUCUGCCGUGCACUAGCUGCAGGCGAUCGGUCCCAAACGGAGUGGAGCUCACGAAGCCAUCAAGCAUUUCUUGCCAUGCAAGGCAUGUGCCAAGCAAGAAGACCAGAGAUCAAAGUGGAACUAUCAGUGGUGGAAGGGCGAGAUCGAGGGCCGGCGAUCGUCGAGGAGGCCAGGAAGCAGGGGGCUUCACUCCUAGUGCUCGGGCAGAAGAAUCGAUCCAUAGCGUGGCGUGUGGUGAGACUGUGGAGUGGCAACAGCAUGAGAGGAGGAGUGGUCGACUACUGCAUCCAGAACGCCUCCUGCAUGACUCUGGCAGUGAGGCGGAAGAGCAGGAGAGGCGGUGGCUACUCGAUCACCACCAAACACCACAAGAACUUUUGGCUCUUAGCAUGACCAAAUCUAUGGGACCAAUGCUAUUGUACAUAAUAUAUUUUCUAAUUUUAACUCACCUAUCUAUUCUUCUUCUUCUUCUUCUUCUUCUUCUUCUUAUGAUUAUCUCCAACUCAAGUAAAAUGGAUGUCCUCAUUUAGUUUGAUCGAGUAGUAAAUGCAUAAUUUUUUAGAAAUCAUCAUCUUAUAUCAUCUUAAAACAAUAAGAUAUAGGAUAUUGAGACGUUCGCUCUAA
Musa acuminata AAA Group (dessert banana) is the source of this 1103-nucleotide messenger RNA. RefSeq lists its product as uncharacterized. The record is from RefSeq and is a predicted model, not a curated record. The transcript is spliced from 2 exons. Lineage: Eukaryota; Viridiplantae; Streptophyta; Magnoliopsida; Zingiberales; Musaceae. The coding region runs from base 108 to 872 and encodes 254 amino acids.